AUGGUAGUGGAAAGGGAGCCCCCAAAGGCUUCACCAGAAAAAGCUGCGCCGACAGCCACAUUCAGAAAGCCUUUUGAGCCAGAAUUUGGAAAGCCGAGUCCUCUACAAAGUCGCUCGAAUCCGAAUCCCAAUAUCUUCAAUGUCCCCAGACCAAACAAGCCGCGACCGGAACAUCACUUGGAUAAGCAACCCAAAUCUAUCCCAUUCGUGCCUCCCAAUGGUACAGCACUAAAUCUGAGUCGUCCUUUGCCAACGAAAGAAAAUCACGCUGUUGGCAUAGCACGUCCGUCAAAUCCUCCAAUUUAUCCUUCAUACGCUCAGCCGCCACCGCGACCAAUAUUUCAUGCCCCGAACUCUGUGCAUCCAUACUAUGUCCCUCAGCCGCAUUAUGUGCCGGAGCAGCAUCUAGCUAAUUUUUCGAAUCCACGUCCUGGUCAAUUCAAUGAUCCGUUGUUGUGGAAGGAUAACUUCGAAGAUGAUGGUCCUCUGGCCUACAUCAGCUCGGAAAAGGCAAAUGAUGACAUCAAAGCGCUUUUGGAAGGAAACAUCGAGGAUGAAGAGGAGAAGCCAAGAACUGACAAGCUCGACAAAUUGAAGGUGGAACCGGAGAAGGACAGUAAGCAACAGCCAGAGGAAGAUGAAAACGACGAAGAAGAAGAAGUCGAUGAUGGCUCGGUUGAAGGUCUCGAAGUGAAAUUGCUGCCUCACCAGGUCCAUGGCACGGAUUGGAUGCGCGCGAGAGAGGUGGGUGGCAAGAAGACCACAAGAGGCGUCAGACCAAAAGGUGGAAUCCUUGCCGAUGAUAUGGGACUUGGCAAAACAAUACAGUCACUUGCUUUGAUCCUAACCAACAGUCGGCCACCAGUAACGUCUGCAAUGUCGGCAACAGACAAGAAAGCGCUGCCUGCUGUAGUGGGCAAGGGUACUUUGGUGGUAGCCCCACUUGCAUUGAUCAAGCAGUGGGAGAGUGAAAUUAAAGAUAAAGUCUCAGAAAGCCACAAGCUUCGUGUGCUGGUUCAUCAUGGGCCUCAACGCACCAAAAGAUUUGAAGAUCUGAAAAAGUACGAUAUUGUCAUAACCACUUACCAAAUUCUGGUUUCUGAACACGGGAGCUCUUCGGAAAGAGAAGAUGGGCCUAAAUAUGGCUGCUUUGGCUUGCAUUGGUACAGAGUAAUUCUUGAUGAAGCUCAUACUAUCAAGAAUAGAAAUGCAAAGGCAACGCAGGCAGCUUGUGCUCUCCGUUCGGAGUAUCGGUGGUGCUUGACUGGUACACCGAUGCAAAACAAUCUAGAUGAGUUGCAAAGUCUUGUCAAAUUUCUAAGAAUCAAACCUUUCAACGAGCUUUCCGUAUGGCGAGAUCAAAUUACUCGGCCAAUGAGCCAAGGUAAAGGCGCACUUGCCAUCCGACCGCCGCACGAAAGACGUCCUGAAGAAAGAAGGCGCCUUGAAUCCGGGGGAAAGGUGGACCCAAAUGGGAAAAGUAAUGGUUUCAAGAUCACCAAACGUGAUGUGCAGAGUCUCGUCGUAGAUUUCACCCCUGAAGAAAGGACUUUCUACGAACAGCUUGAGAAACUGACGGACAAGAGUCUCGACCGCAUGAUGAACGAUCAUAAACUGAACUAUGCCAGCGCCUUGGUCUUGCUGCUAAGGCUUCGGCAGGCCUGUAACCACUCUGACCUCGUUGGUGGGAGUAUGGCAAAAGAUAAGGAUGCCUUGACGACUGGCAAAGUCACGGGCAGCCAGAUCUCUACCAAACUAAAGAAGGAAGAUGAUCUAGAUGACAUGGCUGAUCUUUUCGGGGGCUUGAGUGUGCAGACAAAGCAAUGCGACGUUUGUAUGAUCGAUCUCAGCGAAGAAGAGAUAUCUAGCAGCAUGAAGCGAUGCGCUGGGUGUGAGGAUCUUGUAAAGCAUGGUGCUGUGAAUAACAAGAAAUCGAAGGACCGAAAGAGCCACAAUCGUACGGGACAUGGCGACUCCAAAAAGGUGACGAAGCCUAGAAAUAGGAACAAAAAAAUCGUUGCGGACAGUUCUGACGACGAAGGAGAAGGUGAAUGGAUCGUUUCCAAGGAUCGGUCUAGCCUUGACCUUGGAAAGGCUGGGGGUUCUGACGAUGAGAAUGCUGAGGGAGGUGGUGAAUGGUUAGACUCCUCCAAUUGCGAUACGGAAGGGGACUCGGACAUCAAAACAUCAGGCUCGCAACAGCAACCCAUCAACGUCGACUCCUCAAUCGCAGGAUCAGACACAGCUUCAUAUACAGAAUCGAGCUCACCGUCAAAUACGAACUCUACCGCGGAAUCUGACGGAUCCGAGGGUGAGGAGAACGAAAGUGACGAAGCUGAAUCAUUCGCCGUCGAAUCACCCAUGGCCUCAGCUAAGAUUAGCCACCUUAUCCCCAUCCUCAACCGCGAGGCGCCAUCCCACAAAAUCAUCGUCUUCUCGGUCUUCACCUCCAUGCUCGACCUAAUCGAGCCGCACUUACAAACCUCGAAACUCAAAUACACCCGCUACGACGGCAGCAUGCGCAACGACCUCCGCGAAGCCUCUCUCGAACGUCUCCGCAACGAAAAGUCCUGCCGCAUCCUCCUCUGCUCCCUCAAAUGCGGCUCCCUCGGCCUCAAUCUAACAGCAGCCAGCCGCGUGAUCAUCCUCGAACCCUUCUGGAACCCGUUCGUCGAAGAGCAAGCCAUCGACCGCGUCCAUCGGCUCAAUCAGACGAAAGACGUGGUCGUCUACAAAUUAACGGUCAAGGCAACGGUAGAGGAGAGGAUCUUGGAAUUGCAGGAGAAGAAACGGGCGCUUGCUAAUGCUGCCAUUGAGGGUAAGGAUAAGGCGGGUAAGUUGAGUAUGGAGGAUAUGUUGAAAUUGUUUAAGAGGGACGCCGAGCACGAUCCUGGUCAUGCCGGUGAUGUCGAGUUGGGGAGUAAGCCGAGUGUAUUGCAUAAGAAGGAGCAUGAAAGUAGCCAGAGGAGGGCUUCACCGCCUGUAGCUGAGAGACCGAAGGGUAGGCUGAAAGAGGAUCCUGUCUAUGGUAGGCGGUGGUAA
This is a messenger RNA of Bacidia gigantensis, 3042 nucleotides long. RefSeq lists its product as uncharacterized. The transcript is spliced from 3 exons. Lineage: Eukaryota; Fungi; Ascomycota; Lecanoromycetes; Lecanorales; Ramalinaceae. Gene Ontology annotation, molecular function: ATP binding; ATP-dependent chromatin remodeler activity. The coding region runs from base 1 to 3042 and encodes 1013 amino acids. Gene Ontology annotation, cellular component: cytoplasm. The record is from RefSeq and is a predicted model, not a curated record.